GAAGUCCGAUAUCCCACUUGGGCGAAUGAGAGUGGAGAAAAAGGUCAAAACCACUACACACUCUGGAACUACAUUUCCUUCGUGACCGGAAUUCUUCUUCCAAUUGUAUGCUACAAAGCCAAAGACAUCCAAGUCGUAUAGUUUCACAGCUUCAACAACCACUCAAAAUGGAUCCCGCAAACCUCAAGGCACAAUUCCAACCAGAAGAACCACGUCUUCUCAGCUUCCCUCAUCUUCCAGAUGAUGCCAAGUAUGAAGAUGGAACACCUAUCCUGAACAAGUAUUCUUCGACGUUAACUCGAGGUCAUGACUUCCCUGGAGCUCAGGCCAUGCUUUAUGCGGCCGGCGUGCCGAAUGAGAAGAUGAUGAAGACAGCUCCACAAGUUGGUAUUGCCUCUGUCUGGUGGGAAGGCAAUCCUUGCAACAACCACUUGCACGAUCUCGGAAAGACUGUCAAGCAAGCUGUUGAAAAGCAGGGUAUGCUUGGAUGGCAAUACGGCACAAUUGGUGUAUCAGAUGGUAUCACAAUGGGAGGCGAAGGCAUGCGCUUCUCUUUGCAAACUCGUGAGAUCAUUGCAGACAGCAUCGAGACCAUCACAUGUGCUCAAUUCCACGAUGCCAACAUUUCCAUUCCUGGAUGUGACAAGAACAUGCCAGGUGUUGUGAUGGCAAUGGCAAGACACAACAGACCUUCCGUGAUGAUCUAUGGUGGUACUAUCAACCCAGGAUACUCAAAGACCUUGCGAAAGACCAUCAACAUCACAACAUGCUACGAAGCACAUGGCGCUUACAACUUUGACACACUCAAGAACCCAGACGACCCAUCGAUCACCAAAGAUGAAAUUUUGACAGAUAUCGAGAGGAACGCAUGUCCUGGAUCUGGAGCUUGCGGUGGUAUGUUCACGGCAAACACUAUGGCCAUGGCAAUCGAGACUCUUGGUCUAUCACUUCCUGGAUCUUCUUCAACUCCCGCAACUUCGCCAGCCAAGAUGCGCGAAUGUCAAAAAGCAGCGGAAGCGAUCAAGAUUUGUAUGGAGAAGAACAUCAAGCCGCUUGACUUGCUCACAAAGAAGUCAUUCGAGAACGCUCUGGUUAUGAUGAUGGCUCUUGGAGGCAGCACAAACGGUGUACUUCAUUUGCUCGCCAUGGCUGGUACCGCAGGAGUCGAUCUCAGUCUUGAUGACUUCCAGAGAGUAUCGAAUCGUAUUCCUUUCAUCGCAAACAUGGCUCCUUCAGGCAAGUAUCUGAUGGCUGAUCUGUACGAUAUUGGCGGCAUCCCAUCUGUUAUGAAGCUGCUUAUUGCUGGAGGUCUGCUUGAUGGCAGUGUACCUACAAUCACUGGCAAGACAUUGGCAGAGAAUGUUGCUCCCUUCGAUUCUCUACCUCAAGGACAAGAAAUCAUCCGCAGCUUGGACAACCCCAUCAAGCCUACCGGUCACAUCGAGAUUCUCCGCGGUAACCUCGCUCCUGAAGGUGCUGUGGCUAAGAUCACGGGCAAGGAAGGCAUGAGCUUCACCGGUAAAGCUCGCGUCUUCAACAAGGAGCACGAGCUCGACGACGCUCUGAACAAGGGUCAAAUCCCUCGUCACGAGAACCUUGUCAUUGUCGUCCGCUACGAAGGCCCCAAGGGUGGCCCCGGUAUGCCCGAACAGCUCAAAGCCAGCGCAGCCAUCAUGGGUGCCAAACUCACCAACGUCGCUCUGAUCACAGACGGCAGAUACAGUGGUGCCUCUCACGGCUUCAUCGUCGGUCACAUCUGCCCUGAAGCCGCCGUCGGAGGUCCCAUCGCUGUUGUCCAGGAUGGCGAUAUGAUCACCAUUGAUGCCACUAACAACACACUCAGCAUGGAUGUUUCGGAAGAAGAAAUCAAGCAGAGAUUGGAGGAGUGGAAGAAACCAAGAUCAAACGUCACUCGGGGUGUGCUGGCCAAGUAUCAGCGCUUGGUCGGCGACGCAAGUCAUGGUGCCAUGACAGAUUUAUUCUAGUCGUUACGAGUAUGUAUAUGAAAUGAAAAGCACUUUCACCAAACCCA
Messenger RNA from Aureobasidium pullulans EXF-150, 2032 nucleotides. Its product is annotated as dihydroxy-acid and 6-phosphogluconate dehydratase. The transcript is spliced from 6 exons. Lineage: Eukaryota; Fungi; Ascomycota; Dothideomycetes; Dothideales; Saccotheciaceae. Gene Ontology annotation, cellular component: mitochondrion. The record is from RefSeq and is a predicted model, not a curated record. Bases 168 to 1985 code for a protein of 605 amino acids. Gene Ontology annotation, biological process: branched-chain amino acid biosynthetic process. Gene Ontology annotation, molecular function: dihydroxy-acid dehydratase activity.